UAUUUGUCAGCACGUAGAGUGAACAGAAGAAGUCGACGGUGUCCGUCGCAGCCUAACCUACUCGACAAUAAAGGGACGCCAUUAGACGAAGAGUUGGAACAGUGGAAGUAGAACAAAUUUGAGGUUGUACGACAAGCAUGACGCGCAAAAGAAGUGUCGUUUGGGAUUAUUUUAAUGACGCCUGUCCCGAAUCGGUUGCGUGCCUCCUCUGUAAAAACCUACUGUACAAACACGAACAGGGCAGCACCACGGGAAUGUGGAGACAUCUGCGGGCACAACAUCCAACAGAGGCGGCUAUGGCCGCCAAAAGAGAAAGCCGGGGAACCUCAAAUUCCUCCAACCAUGAACAGGAGCCUCUAGAAAUUGGCGAAGCACAAGUGGAGGUGGAACUGGAGGACGGAAAUGGUGACGUCGCCACCAUGAAUAAUGAUGACAUUGACUCUGCAAUGGAUACCCUCCUUGUAGCUGCUCAAGGAGAAGAGCCUGUCAAAGAAAGGCCUGAAGAGGUAGUAGUGGUUACAGAGGAACGCCGUUCCAGCAGUAAAUAUCACCGUCGCAGCCUGAUCUGGAAACGUUUUGAGCGUUUGGGCAGUUUGAAUGCUGCUCAAUGUUUGAUUUGCAAGAAGAAGAUAAUGUGCUCUGAGGGCAAGACCAGCAACCUGUACCGACACAUGGCAAAGAAUCACCCACAGGUGAAUACACGAUCAGGUGAAGCUGUAAAUGAAGCUGGUGUUCAUUCUGAGUUGAACGGUGUCCUCGAAGCUGUCCAAGGAGAAGCUGCGGAAGCUGUAGUGGCAGAAAAAAAGUGUAAAGAAGAAAAAAUCAUGGUCGAAAAUCCCCUCAGUUUCAGGAGUAAAUGCCACCGCCGUAGCUCGAUCUGGAAACUUUUUGAGCGUUUGGGCAGUUCGGAUGUUGCUCAGUGUUUGAUUUGCAAGAAGAAGAUCAGGUGUCCUGACGGCAAGACCAGCAACAUGCAUCGACACGUGUCAAAGAGCCACCCGCAGGCAUAUCGGCAAGCGGGCAAGGCGCUGAAGCUGACGAAAACAAACUCGCCAUCACACAGUUCCAAUGUUCAGCAGGAGACAUGUCCAGUCGAGGUAAUGAAGGGGAAAAUUCCAGAUAUGGUCCAAGUUUCAAAGGAUACUGCAUCAGAGAGGCGCGUUUUCAGAAGAGAGCGGGAGUUGAUCGAAGCUUUGAGGAGGACGCAGAGGGAGGAGGCGAAGGCUCUGGACCAACAGAGGGAGCUUGUCGAGAGUCUGCGGGCAGUCAAUGCCAGAGAAGCCGCCAUAGAGAAGAAGCAAAUUGAGUCUCUCAGGAGAGCACAGCAGGAAGAAGCCAAAGACUUAAUGAGACAAAGAGAAGAGCUGGAGAGAGAAAGGACUGAGCAGCAGAAGAGGUGGGAGGAGCUUGAGCAGGAAAAGAAACAAUUGCUCUUGCUUUGCCAUGAACCUGCAACGCCAACUUUGGUUUCCCACCAACAAUGAUUUUUUAAAAAAAAAUUAUUUUAGUUUUUUUUUUUUACGUUGCUAUUGUGUACCAAUGCAAUUGCCUCAGAACAUUAGCAUAAACAUCUCACACCAAAAAAAAAGUUGGAGUUUUUGGCUCUCUGGUUACAUUUUUAAAUGCACUAUAAUCUUGACAGGUAAACUUGACCUUCUCAGAAGUGUCAUACUGUUCAGUCUUUUAGCGGUUUUCGCGUUACUUGGUGAUCUCUAACAAGGGGAUGAACCGCCAAAUAAAAUUCCUGGUUGAAUUACGAUUGUUAUUCACAAAGUCAUAUUUCCUUUUCAUCUAAUGCGCUUUGUAAGACAUUUGGGAUCAUUGUUUUUUUCCCCCACUCAAGACAUACACAUAAAUCUGUCAGGUUCUAUCAUUUUUUUCAUUGUUCAGUAGCCAUGACAGACAGCGCCAUUACUGAGUAGGAAAUGAACACACACCGCCUGCUCAGAAGGCAGGGAAAUUAAAGAAAAAAAUGAUUUUGCUUUUAUACAACUCUAGAAAUUCUAAUGAAAAUUAUCGUCAGUUCCUUAUCCAGAUACGUCAAGACAAAUGAAGCUUAUUAAAGUAUCCAACGCAAACUCCAACCAACAAAACGUAUCGACAAUUUGUCUCCAUGAUUAAUGAUUAUCAAUAAUUUGGCGCUUUAACAACGAAACGAAACAUUAAUUAUGUUUUCGUGGUUUUCGUGAAAAUGACGCGCACCGAUAGGCGGCGUCGGCAUGCACCGAGGUUUCAGUGUUGUCAGACCCAUUACAAUUGUAUGUUGGGGGGAAGAGGGAGGGUCCUCUUUUUAUGUUGUAUUUUUGAGUUGCGUUUUUUAUGUAUGAAAAGUGCUAUAUAAAUAAAGAUUGAUUGACAAAGUUCUUAAUGCAUCUGAUGUUUCUUAAUAAAAGUGCGUGAGUGAACAGUG
Molecule: messenger RNA, 2410 nt
Organism: Hippocampus zosterae (dwarf seahorse)
Lineage: Eukaryota; Metazoa; Chordata; Actinopteri; Syngnathiformes; Syngnathidae
Exons: 3
Coding region: 138-1484 (448 amino acids)
Molecular function (GO): DNA binding
Source: RefSeq, a predicted model, not a curated record